This is a messenger RNA of Daldinia caldariorum, 1323 nucleotides long. Its product is annotated as NADH oxidase. The coding region runs from base 1 to 1323 and encodes 440 amino acids. The transcript has 2 exons. Gene Ontology annotation, molecular function: FMN binding; oxidoreductase activity. Lineage: Eukaryota; Fungi; Ascomycota; Sordariomycetes; Xylariales; Hypoxylaceae. The record is from RefSeq and is a predicted model, not a curated record.
AUGCCGACCCGCUACCCAGGCCGAGACGUCGACCCAGCACCCUUGGGCGUGCCCCUCGUAUUCCCUUUCUCCACCGCGGUCGCCCCCAACCGCUUCAUGAAAGUUGCCAUGACCGAGCGCAUGGCGACCUGGGACCCAGACGACAUGAGCGCAAGUGGCAUCCCCACGGUGCGACUAUGCAACCUCUACGGACAUUGGAGCGACGGCGGCUGGGGUACCAUCGUAACGGGUAACAUAAUCGUUGACACGACGCACCUCGAAGCUCCAGGGAACAUGAUCAUCACACCCGAUAACCCCUUUUCCGGUCCACGCUUCGAAGCCUAUAAAAAACUUGCCGAGGCCGGCAGACGCGGCGGCGCCGUGUUCCUAGGCCAACUCAACCACCCAGGACGCCAGACCGCGGAAGAACAUCAGCUCAACCCCGUGUCAGCAUCAGACGUACAACUAACAAAAGGGUACGGCGCCAUGUUCCGCUACGGCAAGCCCCACGCAGCGUCGGCGGACGAGAUACGCGACAUAAAAGCGUCUUUCAUCCACGCAGCCGUAUACCUCGAGCGCGCGGGAUUCUCGGGUAUACAGCUGCACGCCGCGCACGGGUACUUGUUUGCGCAAUUCCUUUCGCCGACUACAAACCUGCGCACGGACGUAUAUGGUGGCGCUCUUGAGAACCGCGCGCGUCUGAUCACCGAGAUCGCGGACGGGAUCCGCGACGCCACGAGCCCUGCCUUCCUACUCGGCAUCAAGAUCAACAGCGUCGAGUUCCAGGAUUCCGGGUUCGCGCAGCUCGAAGCCACGGCGCUAGUGCGGCUCCUCGAAACGCACGGGUUCGAUCUAAUCGAACUUAGCGGGGGCACGUACGAGGCGCCGGCGUGGCAUCACAAGAAGGAAAGCACGCGGCGACGAGAAGCUUUUUUCAUCGAGUUCGCGGAGCUCAUCGUACCGCACGUUAGGCGCACGCGGUGCUUUAUAACAGGAGGGGUCCGAACCGUAGGGGCUAUGGUUGACGCGCUGGCAAGCGGGUUGGACGGAGUCGGGUUGGGGCGGCCGAGCACGACAGAGCCAAGGCUGCCGCGGGACGUGCUGGUACACGGGUGUAAGGGGUGCAUUAAGCCGUUGGUUGGCGACACGAACGUAAUUGGCGAGCAGAACUCCUGGGCGCAUGGCGCCUCGCUAGCCGGCGCUCACAUGCGUCAGAUAAGCCUUAACCAAGAUCCAGUCGACCCGUCGGACCGGGCCACAGCGGAUGCUUUCCUCGAAGGCUUUCGGAGGAUCGAAGGCGUGGCGACAAGACCGUACGGGGCUGUAGAAGCAUUGAUAGCAUGA